UUUUUUUAUAGGCUGGAGGUUAGGGAAGAAGUUAUCUUGAUGAAUUACCCCUCACAUCUCUCCCACUGCUUCUCCAAACCCUGUCCAGAAAGUCACACGCAUGGAGACAAAGAACCACAGCAGCAGAACCUCGGGCUUUAUCCUCCUGGGCAUCUCUCCCAACCCUCAGCUGCAGAAACCCCUCUUUGCCACCUUCCUCGCCAUGUACCUCGUCACCAUAGUGGGGAAUGUGCUCAUCAUCCUGGCCACGCACUCUGACUCCAGACUCCACACACCCAUGUACUUUUUUCUCAGCAACCUAUCCUUCAUGGAUACCUGCUUCACAACAGUCAUUGUGCCAAAGAUGCUGGUGAAUUUACUAUCAGAGACAAAAUCCAUCUCCUAUGUGGACUGCCUGGCCCAGAUGUACUUCUUCAUGGCCUUCGGGAACACUGACAGUUACCUACUAGCCUCGAUGGCCAUAGACCGGCUGGUAGCCAUCUGCAACCCCUUCCGUUAUGACAUGGUGAUGAGUCCAAGGCGUUGCCUCCUCAUGCUUCUGGGUUCAUGUUCCAUCUCCCACUUGCACUCCCUGCUCCGUGUGCUACUCAUGUCCCGCCUGUCUUUCUGUGCCUCCCAUGUUAUUAAGCACUUUUUUUGUGAUACCCAGCCUGUGCUAAAGCUCUCCUGCUCUGACACAUCUUCCAGCCAGACUGUGGUCAUGACUGAGACGCUGGCUGUCAUCGUGACCCCCUUCCUAUGCAUCGUCUUCUCCUACCUGCGAAUUAUUUUCACUGUGCUCAGAAUUCCCUCUAUAGCUGGGAAGUGGAAGGCCUUCUCUACCUGUGGCUCUCACCUCACCAUAGUGGCCUUGUUCUACGGGAGUGUCAUCUAUGUCUAUUUUAGGCCCCUGUCCAUGUACUCAGGGGUGAAGGACUGGGUAGCCGCACUCAUAUACACAUUAGUGACACCCAUGUUGAACCCUUUCAUUUACAGCCUGAGGAACAAAGAUAUGAAGAGGGCUUUGAGGAAAUUAAGGGACAGAAUUCACUUAGAAAGAACACAAUAG
This is a messenger RNA of Manis pentadactyla (Chinese pangolin), 1048 nucleotides long. RefSeq names its product olfactory receptor 1L4-like. The transcript has a single exon. Gene Ontology annotation, cellular component: membrane. Lineage: Eukaryota; Metazoa; Chordata; Mammalia; Pholidota; Manidae. The coding region runs from base 101 to 1048 and encodes 315 amino acids. Gene Ontology annotation, biological process: G protein-coupled receptor signaling pathway. Gene Ontology annotation, molecular function: olfactory receptor activity; G protein-coupled receptor activity. The record is from RefSeq and is a predicted model, not a curated record.